Molecule: messenger RNA, 1184 nt
Organism: Babjeviella inositovora NRRL Y-12698
Lineage: Eukaryota; Fungi; Ascomycota; Pichiomycetes; Serinales
Product: thiamine transporter
Exons: 1
Coding region: 111-905 (264 amino acids)
Biological process (GO): thiamine pyrophosphate transmembrane transport
Cellular component (GO): mitochondrial inner membrane
Molecular function (GO): thiamine transmembrane transporter activity
Source: RefSeq, a predicted model, not a curated record
AGGGACCAAGGUUCCACCGUUGACAGCCCUUGCCGCCGGCUCUCUCGCAGGCGCGCUCGCCAGGUAUGUCCAUAGAAGGAUGUCCCUGUUCUGAUACUAACCCCCCUAGGAUGGUCACAGCACCGUUGGAUGUGGUCAAAAUCCGGCUCCAGCUCCAAGUGAGCAACACAAAGUACCACGGGAUUAUCGGGACAAUGUCCACCGUAGUGCGGGAGGAAGGCGUGCGGGCGCUCUGGAAGGGCAACGUGCCGGCUGAGAUCUUGUACGUGGUCUACGGUGGGGUCCAGUUUACAACCUAUUCGUUUGUCAAUUCCCAACUUGCCUCCUGGGGCAAGGAAAAUCCACACUGGGCCGUUCCCAGUGCACAUUCCUUCAUUUCCGGCUUUGUAGCAGGGUCUGCCUCCACGAUGGUCACAUAUCCGUUCGACUUGCUACGAACCCGACUUGCGGCAAACACCAACAAGCAGUUCCAGUCGUUUUAUGGAACCAUCAAAGAUGUGUACUUGCACGAGAGCGGUAUACGAGGUUUCUACGCGGGGAUUGCUCCCACUAUGAUUUCCGUGUGUCUCAACACCGGCGUGAUGUUCCAGACGUACAACUGGGCGCGCUGGGCGUCAUCGGCUGUGGAUAUGCCGUUUGCUGAGCCGAUCUGUGGCUUUAUAGCCGGUGCAUUUUCCAAGGGAGUGACCUUUCCCUUGGACUUGCUCAGACGGAGGUUGCAGAUGGUGGGCAGUUCCAAGCCCGCCGUGGACGUUAUCUGCAAGAUUUUUGCCGUGGAAGGAACACGGGGUUUUUAUAAGGGCUUUUUGGUGAGCGUAUUAAAGACCGCUCCUACCAGUGCGUUGACCAUGUGGGUAUACGAGUACCUGCUCAGGCUCUUACUCCACAGAAAGGGGUUGGAAUAGUCAUUAAAAUAGAGGGCUCGGCGGGUAUUACAAAUGGUGAAAUGAUAGAGUUUCAGAGCAAGGAAUAUCACGAAAUGGAAUAGUGGCAACCUUGCAACAGAUAGAAUAGUGAUAGGUUUGAAAAUGCAUAAGAGUAUACUGAUAUCCUCGAUCCGAAAGUAUCAGAGCGGCCGGAAUAUCAAACAGAAUUUAUAAUGAAAGGGUUUACAGAGAGAUAUAAGGAUUGUGGAGCUUAUACCUGUUUCUACGUCGAGUAGCUUUAAACUCAUGGAGGUGAAC